CGCGUCAGUGUUGGUUAGUGAGUGGUGAGGGGAGUAUGUGUCUCUUACUCCCUUGGUGCUAACCUAUUGUGUUUAAGUUGACAAUGUUGUGACAUAUUUAAUCAAAGUUUCUGUAGAAAAAAAAACUGGCAGAGAAAGUGUUGAGUUUGUCAUUAGUGAAGGAAAAAGCAGAGGAUUAUUUCUUAAACAUUUGGAUUUGUUAACUUCGCUCUACACCUCAUACAGAUUGGUGGUGACCCGGGGAGAGGAUGUGGGCAUUUGAAGUCACGUGAGAGGUCAUUCUACAACCGCCAAACUGACGCCUCACACCAACACAGAUUCGGAGGAGGGGAUGCUGGAGGGGGUGUCAAGAAGAGCGUUUGGUGCGUCGUCUGGCACCUACAACGUGAGGGCCUCAGAGCUGGCGCGUCACAAGGCCCUCAAGACGCUGAGAGUCCAAGUGGCUCUCUUGGAUGACUCCACCCAGGUGUUUGAGAUAGAGAAGCGAGCCAAGGGCCAGGCAUUGUUGGAUCUGGUGUUCAAUCAUCUGGAGUUGAUAGAGAGAGAUUUCUUUGGCCUCCAGUACAUAGAACCUUCCACCAGCAGUGACAACCCCAGAAGAUGGCUGGACCCGCUCAAACCCGUCAAGAAACAACUGCGAAUCAGGACCAAAAGCCUGGGUACAUGUGGGUUGCCGGUGCUAUACUUUCGGGUCAAGUUCUGGGUGAGCGAUCCUGGGAAGUUAACAGAAGAGUACACACGCUACCACGUCUUCCUCCAGCUGCGACGGGAUGUUCUUGAGGGCCGCCUUGGUGCCCAGCCGUCCACUGCUGCCCUCCUAGCCUCAUAUGCCCUCCAAUCUGAACUGGGAGACUAUAGUUCUGAUGAGCACGGGAACACUUACCUAGCAGACAUGAGACUCGUGCCCAACCAAUGUGAAGAUCUGGAGAAAAAGAUCCUUGAGCUUCACAAACUACACAAAGGGCAGUCUCCGGCAGAUGCAGAGUUCAAUUUCUUAGAUCAUGCUAAGCGGUUAGAUCUCUAUGGAGUUGACUUACACAAAGCCCGGGACUCAACCAACCGCGAGAUACACUUGGGUGUAACUGCGAUCGGUCUGGUCGUGUUCCAGAAUGCAAUCAAAAUAAAUACUUUUAGCUGGGCCAAGAUUGUCAAAAUCUCCUUUAAACGGAAACAAUUUUUUAUUCAGCUUCGAAGAGAACUGACAGACCAGGCCGACAGUAAGCAAGACCCAAGCUCUUUUCUACAAAUUGUCAAGAAAAGAUUGUAUAAAAAGUCUGAGAAUUACGACAGUGUGUUAGGCUUUAACCUCGCUUCCUACCGGGCGUGUAAGUGUUUAUGGAAAUCCUGCGUUGAACACCACACUUUCUUCCGGCUGCACACUCCCAGGACGCCCGCUAGAAAAAAUCUAUUGACUCUGGGCAGCAAGUUCCGUUACAGCGGGCGGACAGAGUUUCAGACAGUGGAAGAUUGCAAAAGGCGGGCUAGAGUUGAACGUACCUUUGUCCGAUCACCGUCCAAAAGGUUUGCACGACAGACAGUGCCGACCCCAAGUGAUUUAGGGUCAGAAGCUCGGUCGGGCUCCGGAUCAUCCCUGAGGCACGUACUGACUCCUCAGGGUACAAAGUUACUUCCCUCCAAGGUGCUAAGACCCCCAAGAUGGCCUGGGGUGAGGCCCAACCCACAGAUGAUGAGACAAGCGGCCUAGCUGAGCGUGAAGAUGGCGAGCGAGGGGCGGGUCUGUCAGAGGACGGUGUGGGCGUGGUGCGUCCCCUGGCUCCGCCCCCAGCUCCUCCCUCCACCUCCUCGUCUUCUGCCUCAUCUGGAGAGAGUGAUGUGGGGCCCCACCUUCCCCAGAUCA
Molecule: messenger RNA, 1858 nt
Organism: Homarus americanus (American lobster)
Lineage: Eukaryota; Metazoa; Arthropoda; Malacostraca; Decapoda; Nephropidae
Product: tyrosine-protein phosphatase non-receptor type 4-like
Exons: 15
Coding region: 332-1705 (457 amino acids)
Cellular component (GO): cytoskeleton
Source: RefSeq, a predicted model, not a curated record